This is a messenger RNA of Ramularia collo-cygni, 1350 nucleotides long. RefSeq lists its product as uncharacterized. Gene Ontology annotation, biological process: protein phosphorylation. Gene Ontology annotation, molecular function: ATP binding; protein kinase activity. The transcript is spliced from 12 exons. Lineage: Eukaryota; Fungi; Ascomycota; Dothideomycetes; Mycosphaerellales; Mycosphaerellaceae. Bases 1 to 1350 code for a protein of 449 amino acids. The record is from RefSeq and is a predicted model, not a curated record.
AUGCUGCAUAUUGCAUCUUGGAUGUAUGUGAAUGCAAGGGUGCCCGCGUUUGAAAGACAAAGGAGAUGUCAAAUUCCUGCAUCUCGAACCUGUACGAGGACCAUCGUCAUGAACCGCGCGGCCGUCAAUGUCCUCCCUCCGAGUCAGUUCAAUACGUGGCCUGCCUGGCUGCGGAGAGUUCUGCGGAGAGAUUCAAGUGGUAUUGAGCCGCAGUGGGAGGGUAGCUGGCUCCUUGCCUCCGGGGGAGGUGGCACAGCAUCACUUUGGGUCACGUAUGAUGAGGCAAAUAAAGUCAGUGGGAGGAUGGUGGUAAAGUCGAUGGUCAUGUCGCACCGUGAUUGGUGGGAUCCUACUCUCUGGUCUGAUGGGCUAAAUGCUGUUGGAUAUCGCGACUUUGCUGCUCCUAUCAACCACAAUCAUCCACAAGAGGCCAUUAUAACUCAGCGGCUCACACAGAACGUUGGCCCUCCAAUUGCUCCUCAGACGAAAAAUCCUAUAUGUCAAUAUCUUGGAUACAGCGCUAUCGAUCAACAAAAUCGCCGCUGGAAGCUAUACCUUGAAUUCUGUCCCUUUGGAACUCUCGAUGGGCUUCACCUAGAGCUCUUCCAAACCGGGAGGCAGACCUUUCCAGAACCUUUCGUGUGGUAUGUGGCCGAGCAAGCUCUACUCGCAGCCAAGAUCUUCGAGCAAGGUGACACUGCCGCAGGAGUUCCUGGUUGGAGACCGCUGGUCCACAGAGACAUCAAGCCGGCCAAUGUACUUUUGGGAGAAAGAGAUACGACCCAAUUCCGACACUACCCUCGCCUGAAGUUCUGCGACUUUGGCCUAGUGUGCGAAACUGACGAGAACGAUAUCGUCAGCAACCCAAUUGAGUUUAACGAAGUGGGCACGGUUGGUUAUCGUCCUCCAGAGCAGAAGUUAUGGUACAAGAAAAACGGCAAGAUGGACUUCAAUCGCAGGCUGUCUCAAAAGACCAACGUCUGGGCGAUUGGUCGCUUGUGUUGGGCUCUUAAGAGCGGUAUCCGCGGCUUCAAUGCUGAGGAACCCGAUUACAAUAUCAUCAACGACCGCGUCCCACUGACUCUUGGAGGAGGAGAGCCAGAGCUUCGCGACUUCAUACUCGCCUGUUUAGCUUUCGAUCCGGCCCAAAGACCCACGAUUGAUGAGGCACUUGCUCUAGUUCGAUCGCCUGUAACUGGACGUGACAACUUUUUAGGCAUGCGGACUGCGCCAGUCGCGAUACAUCUGUCUCGAGAUCCCAAUCCCGAUAAACUAGAUCCUUAUCCAAGGGAUGAACAUGACCCCUAUCGACUUAAACUCGCAAGAGGGAGUCUUCCUCCGCGCCGAUGA